AUGACAAGAGAAUGACAGAGUUCUCCCGGCUCCCAUGUCUAGCGUACGAGGAGACCGGUUCAUCAGAUACCAAACAACUUGUCUAAAGAAGUUCCAGAGGAGAGGAGAGAUCAUCUCAAAAUCUGUUCGGAUUCUGUGGAUACAAAUCUUGUCUUGUAUACUUAAUCACUGACUCAUAAUCCUAUCCAAACGUAUCUUCUCUCGUCAUCCAAUAUAUUUUGAAAGCAAAUUUGAUUUAUUGCUAUAUCUAUCAAUUUUCUUCUCAAAUCUCAGUACCUUUUCUAGUCGGUUCUCAAAGUUUGGUGCUUUGUACUGAUAACACAGAUGGCGCUUCCUCAUGGCUCUCUUUUUCUUGGAUUUGACAGCUCCACCCAGUCAUUGAAAGCAACUGUCUUAGAUUCCAAUCUCAAUAUUGUCAAAUCAGAGCAAAUUCAUUUUGAUUCUGAUUUGCCCCACUACAAAACCAAAGAUGGGGUCUAUAGAGACCCUUCUGACAAUGGCAGGAUUGUUUCACCCACCUUGUUGUGGGUAGAAGCUCUUGAACUUGUUCUUCAAAGGCUUGUGAAAUCAGGUUUGGAUUUUGGGAAAGUUGCUGCUGUUUCUGGUAGUGGACAGCAACAUGGUAGUGUUUAUUGGAAGAAAGGUGGUUCUGGAAUAUUAUCAUCACUGGACUCCAAGAAACCAUUGGUGGAUCAAUUAGGUGAUGCCUUUUCCAUCAAGGAAUCGCCGGUUUGGAUGGACAGUAGCACGACUACACAAUGUAGAGAGAUAGAGAAAGCUGUUGGCAGUGCAUUGGAGUUGUCUCAGAUAACUGGGUCACGUGCUUAUGAAAGGUUCACUGGACCACAGAUUAGGAAAAUAUAUCAGACACAACCAGAGGCUUAUAAUAACACUGAGAGGAUUUCCCUUGUUAGCUCAUUUAUGGCUUCACUUUUAGUUGGGGCUUAUGCUAGUAUUGAUCACACUGAUGGUGCUGGCAUGAACUUGAUGGAUAUCAACCAGAGAGUAUGGUCUAAAAAGGUUUUAGAGGUUACCGCACCAGGUUUAGAGGAAAAACUUGGAAAGCUGGCCCCUGCCCAUGCUGUUGCUGGCAAUAUUGCUUCCUAUUUUGUGGAGAGAUAUAAUUUUAAUAAGAAUUGUUUGGUUGUUCAAUGGUCUGGAGACAAUCCAAACAGUUUAGCAGGUUUAACUCUUAGCGUUCCGGGGGAUCUGGCAAUCAGUCUUGGAACUAGUGAUACUGUUUUUGGGAUUGCAAGUGACCCCAAACCUGGAUUAGAAGGGCAUGUUUUCCCUAAUCCUGUUGACACACAAGGUUACAUGGUUAUGUUAUGCUACAAAAAUGGAUCUUUGACUCGAGAAGAUGUGCGCAACCGUUGUGCUGAAAAAUCUUGGGAAAUCUUCAAUAAGUAUCUGGAGCAAACACCAGCUCUUAAUGGUGGGAAGAUGGGUUUCUACUACAAGGACCAUGAAAUUCUCCCUCCCCUUCCAGUUGGCUUCCAUCGCUAUGUGCUCCCAAAUUUCACGGGCAACAACGUGGAGGGAUUGAAUGAACAGGAAGUGAAGGAAUUUGAUCCUCCUUCUGAGGUCCGAGCAGUGAUCGAGGGCCAGUUCCUCUCAAUGCGAGCUCAUUCUGAAAGAUUUGGCAUGCCUUCCCCUCCAAAACGAAUAAUAGCUACCGGAGGAGCAUCAGCUAAUGGUAGCAUUUUGAACUCUUUAGCAUCGAUAUUUGGCUGUGAUGUCUAUACAGUCCAACAACCCGAUUCUGCUUCGCUUGGAGGUGCAUUGAGGGCUGCUCAUGGCUGGCUGUGCAGUCAGAAAGGAAGUUUUGUGCCAAUUGCAGACCUGUACGAGGGCAAGUUAGAGAAGUCAGCUCUGAGCUGCAAGCUUUCCGUGAAAGCUGGGGACCAAGAACUGGUUUCCAAGUAUGCUUUAUUGAUGAAGAAGAGAAUGGAGAUAGAGAAUCGCCUUGUCAAAGAUCUAGGACGAUGCUGAUGCAGAGAAACCACAUUGAUCUGUAACUCAUCACCUUUUCUAUAUAUUUUUAAUCUGGAAAUGCAGCAUCUUUCCUCUCAAUGGGAAUGCUUAAUAAGGAUUUUUAUUCUUUUUUUGUUUGCAUCAUAUCAAAGUUCUUUUACGUUAACUCA
This is a messenger RNA of Populus trichocarpa (black cottonwood), 2144 nucleotides long. RefSeq names its product xylulose kinase 2. Gene Ontology annotation, cellular component: cytosol. The coding region runs from base 325 to 1992 and encodes 555 amino acids. Gene Ontology annotation, biological process: D-xylose metabolic process; xylulose metabolic process. NCBI's taxonomy places the organism in Eukaryota, Viridiplantae, Streptophyta, Magnoliopsida, Malpighiales, Salicaceae. The transcript has 11 exons. Gene Ontology annotation, molecular function: D-xylulokinase activity. The record is from RefSeq and is a predicted model, not a curated record.